Molecule: messenger RNA, 7609 nt
Organism: Aedes albopictus (Asian tiger mosquito)
Lineage: Eukaryota; Metazoa; Arthropoda; Insecta; Diptera; Culicidae
Gene: hob
Product: protein hobbit
Exons: 7
Coding region: 185-7090 (2301 amino acids)
Source: RefSeq, a predicted model, not a curated record
GUGGAAAGUGUCAAGUGAUGAUGUGUUGUUGAUAAAAAAUUUUCUCGCUGCAGCGAUUUCGAUUGACCAGCAGUGCGAGUGUCGUGAAUUUCGCGUAAAAAUCCAGUGAAUUUACAGUCUUUCCGAUCGGCAACAGGUGAAAACCGAUACCCCCGAACGUUGUCCUGCGGAGGAUGAUCGAAUCAUGAUCGGGCUAUUCUGGUUUCUGGUGAUUAUCGUGCUGAUCUAUUUGGCCAUUACUUGGCUGCUACCGCAAUGCAUCGGGUACAUUUUGAAGCGAAAGUUCAACAUCAAAAUUCGCUUCGGCCGGAUUAGUUUGCCGUUCUCGCUCCGGGAUGUGAACGUUUGCAAGAGUGGCUUCUCGGUGCAAAUCGAUGAAAUCUGCAUACGCAGCAGUUUCUUCAAUUCGGAAGUCACCAAGCUGUUGUCGAUAAAUAUUCGAGACAUCCGGGUCAACAAGGAUAUAAAUCGACGCCAGCAGCCCCAGUUCCAAACUACGGCUGGUCAGACAUCGAACCAGCAGUCCAAUGCCGAACCUGAUCCGUUUCUGGGCUCAACGCGUGCAGGUGGACGAAAGAUCUUGGACUUUCGUGAGAAGAAGGUCCAUCCGAUGAUCAUCAAAUUUGCCCAGUUUAUGGCCGUUCACAUCAAUAAUGUGUCGAUUGCCCUGUUGAACAAUGAUCACGAUCCCGGAUGGCUACUGCAUGCUACCGCCAAGGAACUCCAUCUGGACGGAAGUCUGGUGCAUAACACUAAGACUAUGUUGGUUUCGGCGGCGCUUUGCGAUGCACAGGCCAAAAUUCUUCGCCACUGUCAGGCUUCUAAGAAGCUGGAAAAGUCUCGGCUGGGUGACUCUCAGCCUUGUCUGGGAGAACUCAGUUUUGGAAUAGCGUUGGAUAGCGUGCUGGUAGCCCACGGACCCAUUUCGCUUGAAAAGCUGCAACUGGCCAUGACCAAUACCAAAGUGGUUGUCCACGGAGGACUUUACGAGUUCAUCAAGGAUGCUCAAAGCCAGAAACGUCGCCACCAGAUGUUCCUUCGCCAGAAUAGCAUUAAUUUGGAUCAGGUUCCGAUGUUCGACGGAGAAAAGACCAGUGGAAGCGAGACCUACCUCCGCAUUGCACCCAUUAUUCCGAAAAAUUUCGCCAUCAACAUCGAGAAUACAACCAUUUCGGCCGUGAAAGAGAACAGCUCUAAUGAUUUCGCAGUCACGCUUCAAACGUUUACAAUAACCGGCAAAUUUAACAGUAGGAACGCCUCGGAUGAAUUCCGAAUGCCGAUGUUCUACGUGGGAACGCAGCUGCAGCAGCUGGAAAUCGACACAAUGCAGGAGAAGCUGCUCUACCUGGAGCAGUUCAGUGUGGAUGCCAAGCUGGAGAAGGACCUGGUGAAUAUCUACUCGAAGCUGGCUUCGUUCCGGAUGAUUUACCAUCACAAGGAGAUCUACGGGUGGAUCAGUAAGAAUUUCUUCUCCAGCGAGCGCUUGGCGCGGCAAAUGAAUCCGAAGAGUUUGAAGCUGGCCACCGGCGUGGGUGCCGGCGGGGCAGGAAAAGUGACGGGAGCUGGUGGUGCUGGGGGAAUGUGGGAGGAAAUUUUCAAACGAGUGGUGAUCACUGGGUGUGCCGAGCUGUGGAAUGUUACUUCGGUGUUCAAGUUCGGGCCGCAAGUGGUUUCAUCGAUCUGUUGCAACCACACCAAACUGUUGCUGGAUCAGUUUGCGGAAAGUCGCAGCAGUGCGUACGACAGUCGUCUGCUGAAUCAAGUUCUGCAGAAACGUCACUGGAGUGCCGAGCUGCUCAUCGAAUCCCUGUGGUGGUCCCUCAGCGGCAGUGCAUCUCACAAAGACUUUGGCCAAAGUCUCAAAAAGAGCCACAUCCGCGGCAGUCCCUUUUACGUCGGGGUAAGUUUGAUCAAGUUGAGCAGCUAUGGCGAUGCAACGAAGUUGGACUUCACUAUCCACACGUUCCGCACGGAGUACAGUCCGGGACUGGCCGAAUAUCUGGUGCAGGCAAAGCAGUGCUUGGAACAGUAUCGAUCAUCGCAUCUCUCUCGUCGUGGAUCGAUCAACUACUCUUCCCAGGACAGUCAGUCAGAGAUGAGUGGAUCACCUUCCAAGCGGCCCAAGCCUGGUCUGCUGGUCAAUGCCAAGGUGACGGACAUCACUAGUUUCUUCUUCAACAAGUACGAUACGUGCAUCUUGGCAAACUUGAACGAGUUGUCCUUGGCGAAAACUCCGGCCAUCAACGUGGUCAAGCUGGAUCAAUUUCACAUGGAGGUGCUGGAUUUCAGAAACAUCAGCGGGUCGGACUUUGCGGUGGCGGAGCUGCAAAAUAUGUUUGCCAACUUUAAGGUCAUCCGGCUGGAGCACACGGAACACAGUAAGCAUCCCAAACUGGCAAUCCACUUCCUAGAGGACACCGGUGCCAUGUGGAAUGCCAAUCUUCACAUGCAUAUCGUGACCCUAUUCGGUGAAAUCAAAGAACUCAAGGCAGCCUUGAAGACGAAAGAGAUGGCUCAACCUCCGUUGGAACUACCGACCGAAGCACCUCCUAAGACCUCAUCGGCAGACAAAAAAUCAUGGAUUAUCGAUGUCUACGCGGAAGGAAGUGCAGAGUUUGCGAUCAAGAUCAGCGAUCGGCAUUCGAUGCAGAUCUACAGUGAAAAUUUGUACGUCAGCCGAAAAGAUCGGUGGUUCAUAUCGUUCGAGAACAUUUUUAUCAAAAUCGACGAUCAGCAUAUCUUUACAUUUAAGGACGUGGACAGUCAGCAACUGCCGGAAAUGGACGUACUUCGGUCGGAGAGGAAGCAUUAUGAAAAUUUCCGGCUGGCGAGCAAUAAGGUUUGGGCGACUUCGAUCGGUGUGGUGAGGAUCAUCUUUCCGUACGAUCACGACUUCUACGGGGCUAUUGUGAAUGAGUUUGUAUCGAUUUACAAGUGGUUGAAAGUGAUUCAUGGGUACAAGAAGAAGCCGUUUACGCAGGAUUCGCCGUUGCCCAGUGACAUGUUUAUCCAGAUUAAGGAGUUUCUGAUGGAGAUGAGUGACGAUCCGUUCGAGGUGAAGCUAAGAGACAACUACGUUUUAUUACUGGACGAGUAUAACGAAAGUGUGAAGCGGAAAGAAUUGUUCGAUCAUAAAAUAGACCAACUGUGUAAGGAGAGAUUGAUUUUGCCGGCCGGAACUCUGGAGGAGUUGAACGCCAACUUGAUUAAGAAGAACUCCGAGAUUUACAUUCAGCGGUCGAAGAAAUUGGCCGAGACAGGACCUCCCCGUACGCGGUUGAUCGCUUGGAUCAUGACAGAUUUGGAAAUAAUGGCCAUGGCUGAUCCAUCUGUGCAUGGAACGGAGAAUGCGGUUCGCAUGAUCCGGGAUAUCGAUGCCGAAAGUCCGUGGCCCGAGGAAGGUAUCGAAUUCGUCACCCUCUGGUGUCGUGCAGUGAAUGUCAGCUGUACAGAAUGGAAGUUUAUGCUGAGAGACUAUCCGCAGCCGAUGUUCCAUGUGAAGGCAAUGCAUCUUUUUGGACACUUGGCCGGAGCGGAAAUGGCACCACCGAGGAGGGCCAAACGAGACGUGGAUAUUGAAGUUGGCGAUCCUUUCGGAACCCACACGAUUCAGCGAAGCAUGACUUCGAUUAAGUUCUACCACGACUUCGAUUGGGAACUGGAUUACCUGGCUUACGCGUUCGGACCAUGUUGGGAACCGGUUAUGGCCCAGUGCAAUCUGAUGAUGGAGAAGAUUUCCGCACCGUCCAGAGAUCCAAGCCCGCCGUUACCGUUUUGGGAUAAAAUGCGCCUACUUAUGCAUGGACGCCUCACGAUCAUCGCAAAACAGUUUACUAUCUUGCUCCAUGCAUCGCUAGAUCCCUAUAACACAACCGAGGAAAUGGAACUAACUUGGAAUAACUGUGGUAUCGUGUAUACCAACGCCAAGAUCAUGUUCAAAGGAGACCUCAACGUGUUCGUAAGAACUGCCUCGCGUUACGACGAUUGUCGACUUCUGCAUCUUCCUAAUCUUAAGUUGACCUUUAAGCUGAACUGGAUCUGUCUGGCAAACCCGAACGAUCACCAUGCGGUAAUUCCCUGCGCUCCGGACAAACUUCCAGAGUACUCCAGUAAUCAGGUGCACGAUUCCUUCCGAGCGUUCCGAUCGCAAAACCUUAACAUUUGGGUAUCAUUCGAAAUUAAGCAGAACGUAUCCGAUGCAGAUAUCCCGAACCUGGUACUGUACGGAAGCACACUCCGCUGGUUCGAAAGCUUAAAACUGAUUUUGUCCGGUGUAACGAGACCAACCCGACGGGGACCAGUCUUCAACAACGUUCGUCCGCGGAAGAAGCAGCUCAGUCGGCAUUACAAACGGGCGAACCUCCAGAUGAGCUUGCACAAGUUCCAAAUCUUCUACUGGAUGUCCCACGCGCUGAAUCGAGGAUUUCAGCUUAACGGUGGAAGGAUCACGUUAAGUUCGGAGCAUACGCUAACGCUUUCCCCGAUCGAUGACGGUCUGAUUCAUAGGCCGAGGGCCGAUUGGGCCAUCAUGUACAUGAACUGUGAGCUGAACGAUGCGGAAAUCUGGCUGAGAACCACGACUAUCAGCGAUCGAUCCGAUGGAAGCUCCGAGAGUAUUUCCAACUCGAACGGGGACAUCUGUAGGUAUUACUUCCUAAGUGUCGCGAAGGUUUCAUACGGACGAGAAGCUCUGUUGGCCAAUGGCAACGAACGGGAGAAGGACACUCCCACGCACAAGCUGGUAGUGUACGAUCUGAAGGGAGCUUGGACAAAAGAUAAUAGGGAUGUGGCAUUUGCGUUGUUCGACUCGUUUAUGAAGAGCCAGCGACUAAAGAACAACCUGUCUACCGAAGCUUUGAAGUGCUUCCGUAAGGAGGGAAACAACACUCCACUGAAGUCUCGCAACAGUCAGGACAAGGCACAUCACUCGGACGGUGGCAGUCGUGGCCAACAUAUCAACAGCAAGCGUCAGGAGACCUCUGAUGGUCUGGUGAUGCUGCAGCAGCUGAUUUCGGAGGCCGAUCACAAAUCGGUUGUUUUCAGCGAUGAUCUUUCCGCACAGACGCGGCAACAGCAGCUGAAGGGGUUGCAGGCCUGCCAAGAUGGCGGUGUGUUGCAUUAUAAUUGGUUCAUUUCGUUGGUAAACUCUCAGGUAUUGCUGAAGGGAUGCGAGACUUCGGGAUAUGUGAUAUUGAGCGCGGCUAAAGCGGAGAUCCUGCAGAGGGUCCAUCGACCGGUUUGGAGAGAUCACACGAUCGUAUCCAAAACGACGUGGGUUGGAUCGUUAGAAUGUAUGCAAUACUAUGCGACGGUCAGCGCCGAGGAUGGAGACACUCGAGAGAUGGCGGAAAUUAUGUGGUUGACUGUGGAUAACAUUCAAGAAAAGGAUAAAGGUGCAACUGUGAUAAACGAGUUUCCGGAUUUACCUCAUUUGGUAGGGAGUGGACAAAGUGUAGGCGGAGUGGUUUCGGAGACUGUGGGAGGAGUUUCUGGCGAUGUUAGUCGUGACGGUAAGUCACCAAUUCAGUUACAACGAAUCGUGUCCAGGUGUAAAUGUGAGUUCUUCUAUGUAAGCUAUGGUGAAACAAGUAUAGAUCCGGGUACAAUCAGUGAAGUUCCGGCUCCUCCGGUGGAAGAAAGCCUGAGCCCUUGGGAGAACCAAGAUGAUCCAGUGGAUGCUUUCACUUUGAUGCAUCAUGAUCUAGAUGUAUGUACCAAUUCUCUCCAAUACGCCAUGAUCUUGGACAUCGUGAACAACUUGCUUCUCCACGUGGAACCACAGCGAAAAGAGGCUUCGGAGAGACUUGCCAGGAUGCGAUUUCAACUGCAGCUCUACAGCAGCGAAGAUCAGAAACGGCCCAUUCAGCACAUUCAAACGGAAAUUCGAGGUUUGAUGUCGAAGAUCCGUUGCUUGGAAAAGGACAUUCACUUUAUUACCAAGGCACGCCUCGAGGAAGGUGACAGUGAUGAGCUGAGGGUAGAGUACGAAGAAGUUCAGAAGAUGAUUCGCGAGUUCAAGGAGAUGCUGUCGAACAAAAGUGACGAACUGGAUAUCAUGCUGUCGUGUUACAAUGAGGCGCAGUUAUCGGCAUCGAAUCGCUUGGCUACUAUUCGCAAGGAUAAACCGCUGACUAUUGUCCGCGCAAAUGAAAUCUGCUUCAAACAUGCUCAGUGGCGGCUUACCGAAGCCGAUGGUCAGAUUGGAAUCGCGGAUUUGAUCCUUAGCAACUUUCUUUACACCAAAAAUUCAAAGAGUGAUGACUCUGUGGAUCAUCUUCUGGAGCUGGGGUACAUCCGGAUCAACAAUCUUAUUCCUCGCGAUAACUACAAAGAGGUGCUGUGUCCAACGGAGAUACAGCGUGAUAUGCCAGUGGAUCACAAACGAGUGCUUCGGGUAUUUUGCCGGGAGAAACCUCCGGUAGGAGGAAUAUCCGUGAAAGAGCACUUUGAAAUCAACGUAGUUCCUAUAACGAUCGCUAUUUCCAAGAAGUUUUACAACACCAUGUUGAAGUUCUGUUUCCCUGAUCGGGACGCUUCGGAAACGGAGGGAAACGACGAGCUGGAAGAUGGGGCUAGCACCAGCUCAGGAUCUUCGCUGGCAACUAAAACAAGUUCUAAGAAGGCGGUCAGCAGCAGUUCCAAGGGAAAGAAGAGUUCCAAAGAUAGCAAUUUCUAUGUUAAAAUUCAGGACGAUGUGGAGAAGAUGAAGGAGCGUGCCGAGAAGAAUAAGCUAUUUAUUUACAUCAAAAUACCGGAGGUGCCUGUUAGGGUUAGCUACAAGGGUAACAAGGAGAAAAACAUCGAGGACAUCACGGAUCUGUCGCUGUUGAUUCCCACGCUGGAGUACCACAACGUCACGUGGACCUGGCUGGAUCUACUGCUGGCCAUGAAGUCCGACAGCCGGAAGGUGCUGCUUUCGCAGGCGAUUAAGCAGAAACUAAAGCUGAAGAAGGUGCUAGUUGAUGAACAGCCGUCUCCACAGGAAGAGGACAAGGCGAAAAUGUUGUUCGGCAAUCGUCACGCGAGAGCUCGGAACAAGCCGGAGAACAAAAGCCUUCGGCGAGGGGUUUUCAAAUUCGCUAAACCCUAAGGCUUUUCACACAAGUAAGUGUUUUACAAAACAAACUCUAAAUAUUUCACUACCACUAGUAGUAUUGAAACCACGCAGCACAUAUUCAAGGUGAUCGAUUCUAAAAGAACGUAUUAGAGAGACUAUAACCAAAUAAUUAUUAGGGAAAGUGAUUUAUUCAUCAGCCAAGCUCUAGUCCCAACGAAAUACAUAUAUAGACAGAAACAGAUGAUUGUGACAUCACACAGAAUUUACUGAACGUUUAGUUUUAACACGUGAAGAGUUUUACGAUUUCAUCGGCUUCGAUUAGAUUUUGCAUCACUACAGCUAAUUUAUGGUGAUCUUCUAUGGUGGAAAGUUUAAUAUUUACAUCACCUCUCUCUAUUGGACAAUAUCAUUUUGCAGUAGUUUCAGAAAAAUCUUCUUAUGAUACUACACUUUUCUGUCGUUUGUUUGUUGUUAUUUAAUAUCUUGUGUAGAUUCGUAGCUCUUAUAGUUUUUAACCUUGUGGCAAUGAAAACAUUUCAUCUAUUUAAUCUA